Sparassis crispa is the source of this 3270-nucleotide messenger RNA. RefSeq lists its product as hypothetical. The transcript has 24 exons. Gene Ontology annotation, cellular component: membrane. The coding region runs from base 1 to 3270 and encodes 1089 amino acids. Gene Ontology annotation, biological process: sodium ion export across plasma membrane; intracellular potassium ion homeostasis; intracellular sodium ion homeostasis. Gene Ontology annotation, molecular function: ATP binding; P-type sodium:potassium-exchanging transporter activity; ATP hydrolysis activity. Lineage: Eukaryota; Fungi; Basidiomycota; Agaricomycetes; Polyporales; Sparassidaceae. The record is from RefSeq and is a predicted model, not a curated record.
AUGUCCGAGUCUCCUCACCCGCAUGUCGACCUUGAAGCGCAGAAGGACUUCUACCCUCGUACGGUCACGAUCGAAGACGUUCGACAUGGGAGUGGCAACGACGACUUCGUUAUCACCCGUCAGUUUCGCCGCACGCUCUCUCGAUCUGCCGUGGAAGCGGGUGCUCGGUUGCCUGCUGAGUUCCGCACGCUCAGUAUACAUGUUGAAACGAGGAGGAGCAGCGACGACGGCAAGGCAGGUGCUACACGUAGGGUCGCCGUGAGAGAGAUCGUAUCUCUCGAUUGGCAUAAGAUCUCAAGCGAUGAAGCGUUGCAACGCUUAAGCGUCUCUCCCAAGACAGGGCUGGAGAGUGUGCAGGCUCAGCGCCGCCUCCAAACGAAUGGGAAGAACGUCAUCUCCCCGCCAAAGAGGAAUACGAUUCGCAAGUUGAUCGAAUGGGUUUUCGGCGGAUUUGGUAGUCUCCUUCUCGCGGCUAGUAUCCUCUGCUUUAUCGCAUGGAAGCCCCUGGGCAAUCCUAAUCCUCAGGCAUCGAAUCUGGCACUGGCCGUCGUGCUUUUGAUUGUGUUGUUUGUUCAAGCAUUUUUCAAUGCCUGGCAGGACUUUUCUACAUCUAAAAUCAUGUCGUCCAUCAAGGGCAUGCUGCCGUCCGAUGUCCUCGUUCUGCGUGAUAGUACCCAAAUGACGUUUGCCGCCGCCGAUCUUGUUACAGGUGAUCUUGUUUACCUCUCUAUGGGUGAGAAGGUACCCGCCGAUCUGAGGCUCAUCGAAGUCAGCGGAGAUCUACGCUUCGACAGAAGCAUCCUCACUGGCGAGAGUGAACCCGUCACAGGACGUGUGGACAAGACGGACGAGAACUUCCUGGAGACCAAGAACAUCGCCUUGCAAGGCACUCAUUGUGUCAGCGGUUCUGGUCUUGGCCUCGUUAUUCAGACCGGCGAUAACACGGUUUUCGGUCGUAUUGCCAAACUGUCGUCCAUCGAACCCGCGAGACUUACGACUCUCCAACGCGAGAUUCUCCAUGUCGUCUUAAUUAUAGCCAGUCUUGCUACUCUCGUGGCUAUCAUUAUUGUCAUCCUGUGGGCGGCCUGGCUCCGUCGCGAUUACCCCAACUACAUCAAUGUCUCUGGUCUGCUAAUUGAUAUCGUCUCAGUGAUGGUGGCGUUUAUUCCCGAGGGGCUACCUGUUGCAGUGACUCUAUCUCUGGCAAAAAUUGCGAGCACCUUAGGCAGCCACAAGGUUUUGUGCAAGUCUUUAUCCAUCGUAGAGACUCUGGGUUCCGUCAAUGUGCUUUGUUCUGAUAAAACCGGAACAUUGACCCAGAACAAGAUGCACGUUACACAUGUCGCUGUUCUCGAUGAUUUAUUCGACCCUGCUAGUUAUGCUCCUGUCAUCCGGGAUUCACCUUCGGCAACUGCAGCCAACUUGGCGCAAAUAUCUGCUGUCGGGGCGAUUUGCAAUGCAGCCGCCUUUGGAGGAAGUACUUCUUCGCCUUUGGAAAAGGAGCGAGAGAGACCGGUUGUCGGAGACGCGACAGAUGUUGCCAUUCUACGGUUUUCGGACGCCGUGGCAGCAGCGGAUAUCACUCGUGCCAGGUGGACGGAAGUCUUCAAGAUCAACUUCAACUCAAAGACAAAGUUUAUGCUUAAGCUUUCGAAGUUGGCUCCGAGUGCUCCAAAUAAUGUUGCCCCAAUCGCACCUUGGGAUAGCUUCACCUCGGCCGACUAUCUUCUCACCAUCAAGGGCGCUCCGGAAAUUUUGUUACCUCGUUGCAAAUUCGUUCUCGACCCCACGGGUGGAGAGCCUAUUGCGUUGUCGGAGCCAAUUCUCGAACGCAUCACCGCUGUUCAGGAGAAGUGGGCCAGAGAUGGUCAGCGGGUUCUCUUGCUUGCUCGCCGUGCCAUCAAGGGGAAUGCGAUUCCGAAGCACCUCGGCCCUAGUUCGGAGCAAUAUGCAGAUCUGAUUGAGAGGUUCAACUGUAACUUGAUAAUUGUAGGCCUGGUCGGUCUCAUCGAUCCUCUCAAGCCUAGUAUCGUUCACACCGUGAGUACGUGUCGUCGGGCUGGUAUCCGGUUUUUCGUCGUCACGGGUGACCAUCCCAUUACCUCUGUGGCGAUCGCGAAGGAGGCCGGUAUCAUCACCGACGCAAACGUGGUGCACCGUGUCUCAAAUCUGGACGAGAAACUGGAUCCACUCUCGGUCGAGCCAUACAACCCCGACUGCGAGGAUCCAACAAGAAGGAGCAUCGUCAUCACAGGGCCGGAAUUGGAGCGUCUGAAUAAGACUCAGGUCGAACAGCUGUGCCAGUAUCAGGAGAUCGUGUUCGCUCGUACCACGCCGGAGCAGAAGCUGCGCAUUGUGCACGAAUUUAAGGACAGACACAAUGUUGUGGCUAUGACUGGCGAUGGUGUCAAUGAUGCCCCGUCUUUGAAAGCGGCUGAUUGUGGCAUUGCUAUGGGCGCUGGUUCCGACGUUGCGAAGGAAGCUGCCGACAUGAUUUUGCUGGAUGACUUCUCGGCCAUCGUCAUUGCUCUGGAAUAUGGUCGCCUCGUGUUCGACAACUUGAAGAAGACGGUGCUAUAUCUGCUUCCUGCUGGGAGUUUCUCCGAGCUGAUGCCCAUCCUCCUAAACAUCCUCAUCGGCGUGCCCCAGAUGCUGAGCAAUAUUCAGAUGAUCUUGAUCUGUGUUGCCACCGAUGUCCUUCCUGCGUUGAGUCUCUGCAUGGAGAAGCCUGAAAUGGGUCUAUUGGAAAGGAAGCCUCGCAAUGUCAAGACAGAGAGACUCGCCAAUUGGCGGUUGAUGCUCCAGGCUUACGGUUUCCUUGGCAUGCUGGAGUCACUUUGCGCCAUGUCAAUGUCUUUUUGGUACCUGCAGACCCGUGGUGUCCCCUUCUCCAGCCUUGUUCUUGGCUUUGGAAAUUGGCCACUGUUAAACAAUGAAGAGUUGUUCAAGGCGCAAAGUGUCUAUUUCUUUACUCUGGUGCUCAUGCAAUGGGGCAAUCUCUUCGCAACUAGGGGGCGCAGGCUCAGUAUCUUCCAACACACACCUGCGUCAAAUUGGUACCUUUUCCCUGCCGCUGGGAUGGCACUUUGCAUCGGAAUCUUCUUCAGUUAUGUUCCGUGGUUCCAACGAGUCUUCCAGACCCGCGGAAUUCCUGCCCAGUUCUUCUUUAUACCUAUUACGUUCGGCCUGGGUCUUCUGAUACUUGAUGAGAUUCGCAAGUUGGUAGUCCGGACAUAUCCUAGGAGCCUUAUUGCUAGACUUGCAUGGUGA